AUGGAGAAAUUUACGCGAUGGAGAGAUCCCAGCACUGGCAUCGCACCGUUUUAUCCUAUUAGACAAUACGAAAACAUUUCACUCGCUAUUCUGAUACCUCUAAGAAUAUCUUUAUCCGUAAUUCGGGGAUCCUUGGUUGCCUUUGUUUUUUUCGUUUAUUUUGUUUUAACAACAAUUUUAAAUUUCUUAUUCGGAAAAGCAUGUCCAAAGCUUGUGAGUUUCGUUCAUAACAGCCUCUUGCAAUUGAUUCUCUUCUUGCUGGGCUUUCUUAACACUCGUUUUACUAAAAUUGGUUCGUUUGUUCAGGGAGAUAGUUUACAGCCUGGUGACAUUAUUGCUGUCAAUCAUACAAGUCCCAUCGAUGUGUUAAUUUUGGCCCUUCGGUAUAAUCCUGUAUUUGUGGCUUCCUAUGCAGAUUCCCAAUAUGUUACAACCAGUUCGACGUGGACUGAGUUCAAACAGUGUUUUAAUUCCGAAAAAAGAAAGACGCCCGUGAAAGGUGCAAUCACACUUAGUAAAGCGGCUAAUUACGCUCAUCAGAAGAAGCGGUUGUUGGUCGUGUUUCCAGAGGGAUUUUGUUCCAAUGGUAGAGCAAUUUGCAAGUUUACAAACUGCUUGACUUCUGCGGGUCCACAAGACCGCAUUUUUUUGCUGUACAUUAAAUACAUGCAGGGUGAUCUUACACUCGGUGUCCCCUCUAUCGUUGCGUUUGCAAAAACUUUUUUCUCUUACUUUGUAUUUGAAACUCGCCUUCGAUUUUCCGCGGAACCAAUCAUCCCUCGAAACACGCUGGAUGUCACAAAAGAAGUAAGUGAGCAGUUGGCAAAAUUGGGAAGAGUACGUCAAGUUCAACUUGGUUUAUCUGAUCGUGAAGAGUUUUUACAAUAUUGGUUUCACACAAAAAGAGGAAAAAGCGCGUAAUUGAAUCGCUGUAAUGAAUGGAUGACAGUUACGAUAUCAUUGUGCAUUCCUUUACCAAACCUCCUCGAUAAAUUUGAAAGGAGGUGUUGUUUGCCAUUCUUUCAUUACCUGUUGUGCUUCUUGUAAGGUGCAUUUUAGAUACUUCAUUGUGACUUCUAGCAGUACUUGUUCAAUAUCUUUGACAAGACCAUGACCAGAACCACAAAGGUAAAUGUGCCCAUUCUUAUCGUUAAUAACGUCCCAGACGAUUCCCGGAUUUCUUUUCAGAGCAUCUUGAACAUGUUCUUUCCGGCCGACUCUGGACUCGGCCAAGAUUUUUAUGACUUUCUGGUUGUUCAUUGAGAUGUUUCUUAAAUCUUCACUAAAUAGCUCAUCCUUGGUGUGAUCUCGACAUCCUUGAAAUAUCCAGAUGUUCCCCAUGUUUGAUGGGUUAGACAAUCGUCUUUGUACAAAACCUCGAAACGGUGCUAUACCAACACCUACUCCAAUAAGAAUCAUAGGACCUUUAUCCUUGAAAUUUAAGGCAAACUGGUUGCGCUGUAGGCCUCUAUACAUUGGUAACAGUACCACAUUUUCUGAUGUUGCUUUACCAUUGUGCUUUGCGGACAUUACCAUCUGGGCUAAUCGUUCCAGAAAUCCGGAACCAAUUCCUUUAUAGGAUAUGUUGUUAAGAUCUUUAAACUCUUGUACUGUUACGGCAAACUCAAGUGAGCCAGGUGUUAACUUGGGAUCAUUAGACAUAGAAUACCACCUUGGCAUAAGUUGCGGUAAUACGCUCAACAAAUAGUCAAUUGAGGGCGUGGAAUGAGGAAACAUUUCUAAAAGUUGAAGGACGGUAAUGUUGUAUGAACUUGUGUUCGGGUAACACAGGUUGCUCG
This is a messenger RNA of Schizosaccharomyces japonicus yFS275, 1799 nucleotides long. RefSeq names its product acyltransferase. The transcript is spliced from 4 exons. Lineage: Eukaryota; Fungi; Ascomycota; Schizosaccharomycetes; Schizosaccharomycetales; Schizosaccharomycetaceae. Gene Ontology annotation, molecular function: acyltransferase activity. Gene Ontology annotation, cellular component: membrane. The record is from RefSeq and is a predicted model, not a curated record. The coding region runs from base 1 to 921 and encodes 306 amino acids.